This is a messenger RNA of Ruditapes philippinarum (Manila clam), 2106 nucleotides long. RefSeq names its product protein saal1-like. The coding region runs from base 117 to 1937 and encodes 606 amino acids. The transcript has 12 exons. The record is from RefSeq and is a predicted model, not a curated record. Lineage: Eukaryota; Metazoa; Mollusca; Bivalvia; Venerida; Veneridae.
CGACAUUGAUUCAGAAAUGGCGGCGAUUUUUUAUUUAUUCAUACAAUAAUGACCGUGAAAGGGUAAAAAGCGCACCUACUAGCCCAUGACAGAUACUCUAAACUCAAAAACAAGUCAUGGAAUCUCCAGAAUAUAUGGAUUCACCAGAGUGUGAUGUAAAUCCAUCACCACCUCCAGAGUUUGCAGACAAUCCGGAGCUUUUACAAGCUGAGAGUAUCGGAAAUACAGCAUUUAGCAAACAUUGGCUGUUCUCAACCUUGAUCAAAUUUAUUGAGGAAGUUGAUCGUGAAACUGAAGAGGAGAGUAAUCUAGCAGUUGAUGUGGAUGAAGAUCUUCAGAAUGAGUUGUGUAAACUGUGGGACAUGUCCAUGAACUCUGAUGUUGCCAUGUUCUUGAACGAGUUUAAGGCUGUAGAUAUACUGACCGGGAUUAUAGAGAAGUCCAAGGCUCCAAGAGUUAUCGAAAUAUCUGUAGGCAUUUUAGGAAAUAUGGCGUGUGAAGCAGCAGUAUGUAAAGAAAUGGCAGAUAAUCAAAAAUUUAUAGAUUUAGUUAUACUUAUGAUGGAGACAAGAGACGUUCCAACUUUGGUAGAGAAUACAAGGUUAAUCUAUACAUCGCUGUCUAACACUGUAACAAGGGGACCUUGGAUAAGAGCUAUACAGAGGUCAGAAGAUAUUCUAGAUCAUCUUAAGUUUAUAUUCUCAAGCUCAACAAACUGUGACCUGUUGAAGAAUACUGCAGAACUAGUUGACACAUUGCUUGACUGUGAACCUGACCUUUGUGUUUCCUGGGCAACCAUUGACUUCGUACAUUCAUUGAUUGAAGCCACAGAACAGAUAGGGAGUAACCAUAGUGAUGCCCUUGAGGUUUAUCUACAUAUUCUCCAGAGUUUCUCCACCACAGAGUCAGGGGUUGAAGCACUAGUUGCUCACACGGAGAAGUUGGAAAAGAAGAUAAUAAAGUAUUUGAACAUAGUUUGUGAGUAUGAGAUAGUGGGUCUAGGGGGAAAGGAAGCGCCCCUGGCAUCAGCCCUGUCAGUAUUAAAUAUUCUGCUCAUGUCACAAUCAGAAGAGAAGCAAGGACAUCUGUUCAAAAAUGAGACAAUUAUUCGAAUUUUACUGAAGAUUCUGGAACCUCUUUACCCCAUGCUUCAAAAGUACAGGGAGUCGCAACAGACAGAUUCAAAUGAGCCAAUCAGUAGACAGGAAGAUAGUCAGGUGACUGGUAAUGACCAAUCAGAGGCCAAAACUGAGACUGAUUCAAGUAAUAAUGCAAAUGAGUCCAAAGAACCUGAAGAAAAGGACAAAAAUGAUGCCAAAGGAACAGAAUUAGAAGAAGAGGAGUUUACAGAACUUAAAAUUUUAUAUGAUAUUCUGGCAGCAUUUUUAUUGGAUUACUGCAAUAUUGCUUUCACUGAUACAUCAGGCACAUAUAAUGAUGAGUCUCCACCGAGUGAUAAAGCAGCAGAUUCUGAAAAUGUUGAAAGUCAAAAUGACCAAAAAUGUUCACAAACUACUGCAGACGACAGUGUACCGACCGCAAAAGAUAAUUCUCAGGAAUGUCCCAAGGGGAGUAACUCAAAUGUUCCUGAAUGUAACCAAAAAAAUUACAGUAACAAAGAAUCUGAAGAAAGACACGGCAGCAAUGACAAUCGUGAAAAUACAAACAAUGAAAGUAGUUCCGAAAAUGGAACGUCCAUUAACUGUGCUUGUAUUCUUACAUAUUUGGACGAAGUGUGCAGCCGUUGGAGACUGAAUAGUUUUGGUCAAUGUUUGAAAGAAUCGGACACUGGUUGUAAAUUGUAUGACCAACUGUUUAGUUUGGCGAUGAAAUUUAAAAAGGACAGACUGUGUCGAGUAUUGACAGACAUUUCAGAGGGACGAAUUGUUAAUAGGGCGGAAUCCAAUAUAGAAAAUGCUGAGAAAAGGGAUGUUUAGCUGAACGUUUAUACAUAUCUGUUUGAUAUACCUGUACCUUUUUUUUGUGGUUAUAAUUGAUAUACAACUAUAUUUUGUAUAGGAAAUUAUAGAUCUCUGUUAAUAUUUUCUUUAAUGAAAUAAGUAUAUAUUUUGAAUACAAAGUUAUUAAAAUAGUCUUCAUGGUGAA